Molecule: messenger RNA, 468 nt
Organism: Cylicostephanus goldi
Lineage: Eukaryota; Metazoa; Nematoda; Chromadorea; Rhabditida; Strongylidae
Source: the annotation of a GenBank genome assembly
AUGCGCGGGAUGCAUCAGCAAGAGCGAACAGAAGCUUCCGUCGAGAACAAAGUGAAGGAUCUGCUCAAGAAUGCUCAGGUUGAACAACAAAGACUCGCCAAGCAACUUUCGCAGCCGCCAUCAUCGUACCUCUCUUCUGCUUUGAAGCCUGUUCGCGCUUCGCAGUCACUGCCUGGUUCACGGAUGAUGGGACGAGUAUCUAAUCCACAAUAUGCUCAAGUAAAGAACGAAGCUGAAGAAGUCGUUUCAUCCACCACCACAUCCAUUGACACUGCUCAUUCUGGACUGCGACCUUUGGUACCGCGACCCUCAUCAUCGCAAAAUACUCGAGAUUUGGCCAAAGUAGUUGGACAGAUUCGGCCAAAAGUUGAUUUGGAAGAACGACGUGCGUCUCCAACCUCAUCAACGUCCACGGCCACACCUCCGAUGCAAUCUCACUCGCCUGCUCCGGCCGUCGGAACGAAUUAG